AGAGGCGGAGCGGCAGGAGGAGAGGAGGGACCGGGCAGCUUCAGCGCUUCCUGAACUCGCAGACGCCCCCCGGGACCAUCGCCCCCCAUCCGAGCCGCAGAUGCCCCUCGGGGGGACAUCGGGGGAUCCCCGGGAGGAUUUUCCUUAGCCAGAUGGAAGAGAAGGCUGUGAGGAAGAGGAGGAUGCCCCAGGACAGCCAGGCAGACAAGGAGCUGAGGAUGGAGACCAGGGAGGACAAAUCCCCACAGCAGAACCUCGUGAAAGAGGCCAUUUUGAGCUGCUCCACUGUGAAGGAAUCCAACAGGGAGGAAAAGCCCCUGAGAUCCCACAGGAGGAAGGGCUCCAAACCCAUGCCAGGGUGCUCCGAGGAGGAAAGCCCCACCUUGUGCCAGGAAGGUGGACAGAGCUUCAGCCAGGGCUCCGAGCUGGUGGUCCCUGAGCAGCUUCAUAACGGGGAGAAGCCCUACAAGUGCUUGGAGUGUGGGAAGAGCUUCAGCCAGAGCUCCAACCUGAUACGCCACCAGAUGAUCCACACCGGGGAAUGGCCCUAUGAGUGUGGGGAGUGUGGGAAGGGCUUCAGCCAGAGGUCCAGACUUACCAUCCAUCAAAUGAUCCACACCGGGGAGAGGCCCCACGAGUGUCCCGAGUGUGGGAAGCGCUUCAGGUGGAGCUUCCACCUGAUCCAGCACCAGCGGACCCACACUGAGGAGAGGCCCUGCGAGUGUUCCAAGUGUGGGAAGAGUUUUCACUCCAGCUCAGAUUGUCUUCUGCAUCAGCGGGUUCACACAGAGGAGAGGCCCUUCUGCUGCCCCAACUGCGGGAAGGGCUACAAGUACAACUCCCACCUCGUCACCCACCGGCGCAUCCACACUGGGGAGAGGCCCUACAAGUGUGGAGAAUGUGGGAAGGGCUUCACCCGGAACUCCCACUUGAUCUACCACCAGAGGAUUCACACUGGGGAGAGGCCCUACGAGUGUAAGCAAUGUGGGAAAAGGUUUCAGACCAGCUCCAAUCUCUUCGUGCACCAGCGGAUUCACACAGAUGAGAGGCCCUUCUGCUGUGCCAUCUGCAGGAAGGGCUUCAAGGAAAAUUCCCAACUCAUCAGGCACUGGUACACCCACACUGGGGAGAGGCCCUACGAGUGUCCCCAGUGUGGGAAGAGCUUCUCAGAGAGCUCUACUUUGACCAGACAUCAACGGAGGCACCAGUAAGGAAAGCCCUGCGAGUGCCCUGACUGUGGGAAGAGCUUCCUGUGCUGCUCCAACUCUAUCCCCCAUUGGAGGACUCAUGUUGGGAAGAGCCCUGGUGACCCACAAUUCUUGUCAUCCACAUUGGGCAGACACCUGGCUGGUGGUAUCCACAUCCUCCUGGAUCCUGAUAGGCACCUGGAUGAACGCAGGGGCGGGAACAUCCACUGGGACUCUGACACUGGAAAUUAAUUGGGAAGAGCUGAUUAUUUGACUUAACAGCCCAAAAAGUUUCUUUUGCUCAGUCCAGUUGUUUCUUCUGGUGGCAUCAAGCAACGCUGGAUGAUCUUGGAGUUCUUUUCCUACCUGAAUAAUGUCCAUGUUUAUCCCAUCAAAACACCCAGAAUUGGGGUAAAAAAUAAAGAAAUGAAGCAAAGAGA
Molecule: messenger RNA, 1627 nt
Organism: Prinia subflava (tawny-flanked prinia)
Lineage: Eukaryota; Metazoa; Chordata; Aves; Passeriformes; Cisticolidae
Product: zinc finger protein 239-like
Exons: 3
Coding region: 153-1211 (352 amino acids)
Biological process (GO): negative regulation of transcription by RNA polymerase II
Molecular function (GO): DNA-binding transcription repressor activity, RNA polymerase II-specific
Source: RefSeq, a predicted model, not a curated record